Molecule: messenger RNA, 389 nt
Organism: Phasianus colchicus (ring-necked pheasant)
Lineage: Eukaryota; Metazoa; Chordata; Aves; Galliformes; Phasianidae
Source: RefSeq, a predicted model, not a curated record
AAGAAGAUGGAGCUGGACAGCACGAGAGCUCAGGCCACACGCAGCGCUCUCGUGCUCGCCCACGGCAGCUUGGCACUGCGUGCCUCCAAGGAACAGCUGCUCGCCCACCUGGAGGGAGACAUCGUGGGCAACAUCCUGAUGCUCUACAGCUGCAGCUGCCGGGACCUGCAGAACAACCUCGCACUGGUGCAGAGCAUCACCGACUUCAGCUCUGCCUUCCAAGCAGUCGUGGGUGAUUCUGCAUGCUUGAAUCCCUCCUUGAAGGGAAAGCUUCUGGAGAUCCUGAUGGACCUGCUGAAGAAAUACUACUCGGGCAUUCCUGUCUCCCCAGUGCCCCUCAAGGUGGUUCUGGCCCUGGAGCAGCUGAGGUAAGGUCUGAGGUUGCAAGG